AUGAGCGACAAAAGUGAGAAGAUCGAGACCAUCGAGAAUGCCGGUGUCGUCGAGGUCCGUCAGACUCGUGGCCAAAGGUUCAAGCGACAUUGUGGUCGAAGGUGGUGGAUUUACCUCAUCGCCACUUUGUUGGUUAUCCUUGCCCUUGUUCUUGGAAUAAUCUUCGGCAUUAUCCCAAAGAUCGCUCAGGACAGCGUGAAUGAUUCGACACUACAUGUCGAUGACCUCGCCAUCACCAACCCAUCCAACGAAAGAUUCACUCUCUCCAUGAACUCCACCGCCCACUCCCACGCUCCCGUCAGCGCACACUUCUCACCUCAAACAUUUGAGAUGUACUUGCCACCAGCUGAGGGUGAACAGAUCGUUCCAUUUAUGACCUUGAGCGUCGACAGACUCGACAUCAAGGACACCCUGACAAUCAACGUUACAGACGUUGUGACCGAGAUCUUGGAUAAGCCUGCAUACGACGAGUUCUCUACUCAGGUUUUGAGCAAUGAGAGGCUUAGCCUUGGUAUCAGGUCUAACCCCGAGGUCAAUGUUGGUUCCAUCAAGUUCAAGGUUGAUUACCAGAAGACUGUUGAACUCAAGGGUCUUAAUGGUCUUAAAGGAAUUGAACUGUACAAUCCCGAGAUCCUUGAGGAGCCACUAGAGGACGGAACCAAUAUGAUCACAGACGGCAUGAUCCCGAACCCUAGCUCUUUCACUCUGCAAGUUGGUGAUUUGACCGUCGACAUCGCUGUUGGGCCCCAGAAGCUUGGCUGGUCUGUUGUUAAGGAUCUUACCCUCUACCCCGGUGAAAACCACGUCAAGAUCUACAAUCACAUCACCCCAGCUCUUCUCGAGAUUCCAAUCUUCCUUGCCUCGCUGAAGGCUCCAAAUACCAACAUUACAUUGACUGCGAACUCGACAGUGUUCAAUGGUGAGCACAUUGAAUGGUUAGAGAAGCCACUCCACGAUGCACCACCAGUCAUUGCGGUAUUGAACCCGCAGUAA
Molecule: messenger RNA, 993 nt
Organism: Orbilia oligospora ATCC 24927
Lineage: Eukaryota; Fungi; Ascomycota; Orbiliomycetes; Orbiliales; Orbiliaceae
Exons: 4
Coding region: 1-993 (330 amino acids)
Cellular component (GO): fungal-type vacuole membrane
Source: RefSeq, a predicted model, not a curated record